AUGAAGGAACUUCGAGUGACAAUGAGGUUAUCUAAAAUCAAGACUGAGCUUGAUAAGAUGCACCAGAAUGAUCGAAACUACAGCACUAGUGGAAUAAAAAAUGAUUGUUCAAGUGAUAAAAUUCCAGAAGACAAGAAUGAUGGAAAAGAAGAUAGUAAGCAUCAACCAGAAAGAAAGGAACGUCUGGAUGAUACACAAGAAAAGAAAGAAGAAGAUAACAAAGAACAAGAAAGUGAGUCGGAUGAGAAGAAUGAAGAAGACGAAGACGCAGAUGAAGAAUACGAUGACAAUGAAGAAAAAGACGGUGAGGAUGAAGAAAAUAAUGAUGAAAGUGAUCAAGACGAAAACAAUGACAGUGAUGAAGAAGAUGAUGAUAGUCAUCCUGACAGUGAUGAAUCUCCUAUUAUAGGAAACACUAAAGUGGAACCCGAAAGAACUCCUGAGCCUCACAACAACCCUCUCGAAAACUCUCCUCAGGCUCAGAACACUCCAUCCAAUGCAAGAAACGACUCCUGUCUGAGAUCAGCUAGUGAUGACAAACGGGAAGCAUCACCAAGUACGAGACAUGACGACUCUGGUCGAAAAGAGAUAAGUGUUCAAACACCUUAUCGAGCAGAGCAAAUUGAAGCAAAGUCGACCCUAUUACUCCUUUCGGACACGCUCAAGGCACUAAGUCACAAUGUGAAAGGACAAACGCUCAACGAGAGCAUGACACUCAGAAGUUGGAUGACUUGUCUUCUAAGAUGA
Molecule: messenger RNA, 747 nt
Organism: Ipomoea nil (Japanese morning glory)
Lineage: Eukaryota; Viridiplantae; Streptophyta; Magnoliopsida; Solanales; Convolvulaceae
Product: protein starmaker-like
Exons: 2
Coding region: 1-747 (248 amino acids)
Source: RefSeq, a predicted model, not a curated record